Messenger RNA from Cygnus atratus (black swan), 1299 nucleotides. RefSeq names its product BARX homeobox 1 (gene BARX1). Gene Ontology annotation, cellular component: nucleus. The coding region runs from base 83 to 826 and encodes 247 amino acids. NCBI's taxonomy places the organism in Eukaryota, Metazoa, Chordata, Aves, Anseriformes, Anatidae. The transcript has 4 exons. The record is from RefSeq and is a predicted model, not a curated record. Gene Ontology annotation, biological process: regulation of transcription by RNA polymerase II. Gene Ontology annotation, molecular function: DNA-binding transcription factor activity, RNA polymerase II-specific; RNA polymerase II transcription regulatory region sequence-specific DNA binding.
GCCGGGGGGCUGCGCUAGGGCGGCCCGGCGGAGCCUCGGCCCCGCGGCCGGGGCUCGCCCCCCCUCCCCGGGGGCGGCGAGGAUGCAGCACCCGCUGGAGCUGGGGGCCGCGCACUACUUCCCGGCCGAAGCCUUCCCCGACCACCGCUCGCACCGCUACCGCAGCUUCAUGAUCGAGGAGAUCCUCACCGACCCCCCGGACGCCAAGGGCGCGGCGCCGGCCGGGGAGCUCCUCAAAUUCGGGGUGCAGGCGCUGCUCUCGGCCCGGCCCUACCACAACCACCUAGCCGUGCUGAAGGCGGAGCCGGCGGCCGUGUUCAAGUUCCCUCUGGCUCCCUUGGGCUGCUCGGGGCUGAGCUCGGCGCUGCUGGCCGCCGGCUCGGGGCUGCAGGGCGGCUCCGCCUCGCCACAUCUCCCGCUGGAGCUGCACCUCCGCGGUAAGCUGGAGCCGGGCCCCCCCGAGCCGGGCGGCAAGGCCAAGAAGGGGCGCCGCAGCCGCACCGUCUUCACCGAGCUGCAGCUCAUGGGGCUGGAGAAGCGCUUCGAGAAGCAGAAAUACCUCUCCACGCCCGACAGAAUAGACCUGGCCGAAUCGCUGGGGCUCAGCCAGCUCCAGGUGAAAACCUGGUACCAGAACAGGCGCAUGAAAUGGAAGAAAAUAGUGCUGCAGGGGGGCGGCCUGGAGUCCCCCACCAAACCCAAGGGCCGCCCCAAGAAGAACUCCAUCCCCAGCAGCGAGCAGCUCUCGGAGCAGGAACGAGCCCGGGACGCCGAGAAGCCGCCCGAGAGCCUGGGCUCGCCGGCUGAGGUCAGCCAGGAGGAGUGACCGGCACGGCCCGGCCCCACCGCCGCCGGCCCCGAGCCGCUCCGCCCGGCCGGGAGCGCGGCCACCGAGCGCCGCCGCCGCCGCCCCGGGCCGGGGUCCCCGGGAGGAGCCACCGGCCCCGCACCUCCCCGCUCCGCCGGCAGCGACCCAGGGGGAAGAGGGCUGGAAGGGGGGAACCAAGCGGUUCGUGGACUGCUGUCGCCUUCGGUUUCCGACGAAUCCAGCGUUUGGCCCGGCCGCGUUCCCGGCCCCAGCCCCGCCGCUCCUCUCCGCGCCCGCGGGGCGCUGCGCCCCGGCCCCCACUGUGCGACGGCCCCGAGGGGCCAGGAGGAGGACACUGGAUUCCACCUUCACGUCCGCUCGCUGUCUGAAACCCUGUGGUGCCCCUAGUUACUCGAAAACUGCAUUUUACGAUCAGUUUUAUUAAUGCGAAGAUAUUUAGUUUAUUUCAAUAAAGUAUUUUAUGAACUAUU